UCUAAGGCCAAAGAAACAAAGCAAAGUUUGCUCCAGCAGAAUCUCUCAUCUCGACAUUCUCGACCUUCCAUAUAGCAUCUUUGUUAUUGUUGUUGUCAGGUGGAAAGGCGAUGAUGAAGUUCAUAUUAAAGCACAUCUAGCAUAUUCCACAUAAUCGUACUUAACGUAAAUAAAUGCUCAUGAUCAUUAACAUUGCGAAUAGAAAAUAAAAGUGUUGUUGGAAUAGUGUAUGGUGGUUUCAUGAAAAGCAUUGGAGUAUAGCCAAAAGAAUCUUCGUAUCAAAAAUAAUAACAAAGUUUUGGCUGCGAUUUUAGUUUUGCGUCGGAUUCAUUAAAGGAAAAAUAGAUAGAACUCCUAAAGAUUUAUGUGAGUCAUCUCAUACAAUAAUUCUUAUCUCAUACAAAAUUCCUCACCAUAGGAACGAAAUUUUUGUGGAGUGAAAGUAAAAGUACGUAAUCCAGUGUCAAAAUCUUUCUUUGUGGCUUGAGUGAGAAUAUCGAAUAUCUCAUUUAAUUUCGACUCAGUUUUCCUUUCGAGAUUAAUCUACCGACAAAGGGUCCCGUUUGAUUUUUGAAGUUGUGGGUGGAAGUCAAAAGCGUGUGGAAUCAAGCAAAAUGAAUCGUCCAGUCUUUGCGUCCUCCUCGGCUGGACCUAUGGCCCUCGCCACCCUUCGUCUCAUGGAACAUGCCUCCCUCCGACCAAAAACUGCAGCGGCUCUCCCUAUUCUUGCAUUGGGUGGCAUUGGAGCCUUUGGAGUCAUCAAGAUGCUUCCUCCCAAGGACAAUAAGGACAAGUCGCGGAAGAAUCGACAACUCCUUCUUUGGGACUUUUUUGAUCCUCAGGGACACCACCAGAUUCAAUGGAAUAACUAGACUGAGAAACCUGGAAAAUAAAACCUCAGAAUUGGAAACAUUUUGGAAGCUCAAAAUAAAAGCAUGUCUUCAAGUUGAAUUCUUAUUUUGUAAUCAAACGAAUGUAAAUAAGUCGAAAUAUGUAUAUACUACUUAGAACUGCUUAAAUAUUGAGAUAUUCCCUGUAAAAAUUCACUGUAUUAUAGAAAAAAUACUGCCGAGUACUGUACAUUUGUAUAUCAAAAAAUGUCUUUUCAUUACUCGAUCUUACUUCGAUUUUUAGUAGAGUUUAUUUAGUUUGUGCUGCACAAAUUGUGCACACUUGUAUGGUUUGAAUUUGUACCGAGUGACAUGAAUUUAGUGUUGUAUUUAGAUUGCAUUACUUACAAAUAUGAAAUAUUUAAGGUAGGACUAUGAAUGUAACUGAUUUUAUACUGUGAUUGACAACAUCAAAUUGUUAUUUCAGAAUUUAGACUGGUAUAUUGCUCGAAUAAUCGGCAAAUUAGUGUUUAUCAAUUCCUCGGCUUGUGAAAAGAAUUGAAGGCUAAUACAAAUGAAUAUGGCUAAAGAUGUUACAAUUUAUUGAAUAACAAUUUAUAACCGGGAGGGCGCAUAAUAUGUCAUCAUAAGUAUAUCAGUAUUAUGUAUAAGUGUCUCUUGUAUCUAUACGAGACACUUGUUACUUUAGAGUUUUAUUUAGGGUCAUUUUCGCGAGCAGAUUAAUGUAUUGUGCAAAACACGCAAAGGAGUUCGUUUGUAUCAUGUUUUUGUUUAUUACUACAUAAUCAAUUAAUCGAUACAUCUCAAAGUGUUUGCUCUAAAUUGUAAAGUAGGGUUGUAUUGGGGAUAGGUUAUGAAAAAACUGUCAUAUUACAUUAUUUUCUACUUUGAACAAAAUAACCAAGAAGCAUACAGGGGAAAAUCGGUCUCAUACUUAAAUAUGUAUCUUAUUUAGUGAUGCAUACGACAGCCAUACAUAAGUACGCGUAUGUAUGUAUGUAUACAUUAGUCCACCCAAGUUUGCGUGUCACCCAACUUUUACAAAUGAUGUUCUAUCUGAACAGAACACUAUAAUGCAUGCAUGUCAAAGUUGUGUACAAGUUUCGAAACACUCGAACCAAGGAGUUUUUAUGCACAAUAUGAUAUCCUGGAAUUAUCCAAGAAACCGGUGGACGGACACAGUUGCGAAAUAUACUGACGAAGCACAAGUUUCACGUCGCAGCAUUUUAUAUUAUUUUCUCAUUCAAUAAAUUUUCAUAUAUGAAAGAUUAACAGUGAUCUAACGCCAUGAGUUAUUUGAACUGGGCGAAACAAAAUUCUGAUCAAUUGCCACAAAUGACCUGCGAAUUGGUUCUUGGAGAGCAUGAACCGUCAUCAUACAAAGCUGGGGACACCAUAAACGGUCAUCUACUCCUCAAUACAUCCCAGCCAUUCUACGUAUACGCAAUUAGGGUAGUCUUGGAAGGAUACGCCAUUGUGACGUCAGAGGGUGAAAAAGUCAAAUCAAAACCUGACAAUUUUCUGAAAAUAGGCGUGGACGUUUUGGGUCAAGGAAAAAUACUUGCAUGUGGAGAACAUCAUCUUUCUUUUGCCAUAACAAUUCACCCUCAGAACAAAGUGGGAGAAUUGCCAGGAAGUAUGCAAACUUCGCAUGGUUUCAUCACGUAUAAAUUGGUGGCUUAUCUGAAGCAAGAGAACAAAAGUCAUAGGCAGACUGAGAAAUCAGUGAGUGUUCUUGGUUUUUUGAAUCUUUCAGUCUUUGAACCUUCACUAAUGACCCCGGUCGUAUACGAGAAACUUCAAAAGUCUUCGUCCCUCAGCGUAUUUCCCUCUGUCCUUUCCAAAUCAAGGCUUAAAAUUUCACUUCGAUUAAGAAAAUCUGGAUUUCUGCCAGGGGAAAGUAUCUUUUUCGAAUUGAAUAUGAGUAAUCCUGGAAAUUAUGAGAUUGUUGCAAGUAGUGUGACACUUGUUCAGAAAUUCACAUACAAUUCCGGAACUACUCAAAAAGUACAACUGUUUGAAAUCAGAAGUAUAGAAACGAAAGUGCUGCAAGGGUCAACUGCUUUAUGGGCAGAUUCAGUCAUCAUGGAUGGAUGUGAUGGAAUAGUUGUGUCACAAAGUGGGAUAAUUAUUGAAAUUUCGCACUUUCUUAAGGUUCGUAUCAAAACAAAUGGCCCUGACGAACAUUUUCUUAUGGAAGUUCCCUUGAAAAUAGGCAGCACUAAGCGAAAUUAAUAAACUCGAAUCUUCAUAAACUUUUUUUAAAAUAUCAACCAUUUGUAUUUCGGUAAAAUAUGCAAUUUAACAAUAUUUUUUGAUUAUUUGAUUCUUGAGAUUAUUCGAGUCUUUAACAAACUAAUGUUAUGCAGUUUGACAUGCUACACAACCAACUUAAUUCAUAAGACACGUAUCAUGCAUAUUUGCAUACGCAUGCACAACCAUAUUAAUAAGAGGCUCAAUUACUAAAAUUUAGACUUAUUCAACAAUAAAUCUAUUUAAACUCAAUCAAGUUUCAUAUUAAUUAUCAUAUUAAGUCAUAAGUAUUUUAUACGACAAGUGUUGUCUUAGGCAAAA
Messenger RNA from Folsomia candida, 3425 nucleotides. RefSeq lists its product as uncharacterized. Gene Ontology annotation, biological process: protein transport. The coding region runs from base 2139 to 3086 and encodes 315 amino acids. Lineage: Eukaryota; Metazoa; Arthropoda; Collembola; Entomobryomorpha; Isotomidae. The record is from RefSeq and is a predicted model, not a curated record. The transcript has 6 exons. Gene Ontology annotation, cellular component: cytoplasm.